AUGAUCAUGGACUCUCCAUCUGAUCUGCGAACUCCUAUACCUGAAGGGCGAGGUGGAUUGGAGGAUAUGGCCAUGUCUCCUUUUCCAGCUCCUCUGCCACCAAGAUCUCCAUGGAAAAAGCUCAGGAGAGACUUUGAGUCGGGAAUCGCACCGUACGACGUCAACUGGACCAGUGGAGAGCUGUUCCGAUUCGACCAGAUCUCGAGCGACAAGGGAGAGUCUUCAUCCAUCUUGGGGGAGGGAGGUCGACUGUCCCUCGGUAUGCUCGACCUGAGUGGAGCGUCGGAUGGCAACUUCAUCGGCUCUGACCUCAGCACUGAGGAGAGGUUCGAGUCAGGCAACGUGUCUCCCAACGGCCAUCAUGCAGCUCAGAUCGAUACGCUGGACUCCUCCAACUCUCCUUCCCCGAACCGCAGGCAUCGCCACGUCGUCUUGUCCUCGCCAGACUCAAGACGUGGCAAAAAGCAUCUCGAACAGAAAUCCUCGCCGGGAUCGAGCCUUGACACCUCAUCGGGUUCAGGAAACAACAGUUCGAUGCUCAGCACGAUGCAGACAGCAAAUGCCAUCAGGCGUUUUCGCCCACCAUCUCCCUCUCACUCCGACUCUCCCCUACACCCACAGAGACUUUUCAUUCCUGGAGUGCAUGAUGCAGAGAAUUCCAAACCAGCUGGCAGUGACGUGGUCAAUGCUGUGAACAAUACAUGGCAAGUCCCAACUUCGUCUACAAGGCGUCAAAGUGCGCCAGUUCCCGAUACAAGCACGCAUCGCGGUCAGAUGAUGCAGGAUGUUGCUGGGAAUAGACUCAGGCAGAACCCCUUCAGCUCUCGGUAUUCUCCAUACACUGAAGCCACCCCGUUCACCUCAUCACCUCUUACCCUUCGGUCCUUUCUCAAUGACUUCUGUGACUUUAAAGAAAUUGGAAGUGGCUGUUUCGGAAAAGUUUACAGUUGCACCAGGAAGAUUGAUUUGUGCAAAUAUGCUGUGAAGGAAAUACGAGAAUUUAAAAAUGAGAGAGAAAGGGAGAGAUUGCUUCGUGAGAUUUAUGCAUUGUCAACUCAAGGAGACAACGUUCAUGUCGUCAGAUAUUUCAAUGCUUGGGAACAAGAUAACAAGUUGUACAUACAAACAGAAUUAUGCCAAGGAACUGUGGCGCAUGUUCGCCAAAAGAAUGGACCUCUCCAUGAAGAAUAUCUGAAGGACUUUUUGGUGCAAGUUGCUACAGGACUUGCAUACAUGCAUUCCCAUAAGAUAGCACACCUUGAUGUGAAGCCCGAAAAUAUUUACACCACUGAAAGAGGAAUGUUCAAGCUCGGAGAUCUCGGGUUAGCAUGCAGUGCCGACCUGAGAACACACGAUGAAGAGGGCGACAAGCGCUACCUGAGUAGAGAAAUGCUGCAGCACAGUGAGUCUUGCGAUCUGUUCAAGGCUGACAUCUUUGCGCUGGGAGUUUCUGUCGUCGAGUUAGCGUCUGUAACACCGUUGCCCACAGAAGGUUCGGACUAUCACAGAAUUCGAGAUGGCAAGGUGGACUUCCCUCCCUCUCUUUCUCCUCCCUUCCAGGCGCUCAUCCAAUCUCUCCUCGACCCCAACCCUAUGAAUCGGCCGUCCGCCAGCGACAUCGUGAGGCAUCCGCUCCUCUUCGGUCUUAUCAGGAACGAGUCUGUCGCUUGCUUGCGCGUGAUUCCUCGCUGCGAGCAGCGAGACCUGGGCAACCUGAUGGAACUUGGGUUGGAGUCAAAGUCAGUCGUCAAGCUCCACCAACGGGCGCUCAAGGCCGAGAAGGAGGUUCAACGUCUGCAAGCGAGCCUCACCCUAGUGCAGCAGGAACUUCAGCUGCUCAAACGGCUGAAAUCUCCAGCUGCCGCUGCAGGCGCAGACAAGAAUGUCGAACCAGAGACGGCAGGAUGA
Messenger RNA from Guillardia theta CCMP2712, 1908 nucleotides. RefSeq lists its product as hypothetical. The record is from RefSeq and is a predicted model, not a curated record. Gene Ontology annotation, molecular function: protein kinase activity; ATP binding. Bases 1 to 1908 code for a protein of 635 amino acids. Lineage: Eukaryota; Cryptophyceae; Pyrenomonadales; Geminigeraceae. The transcript has 4 exons. Gene Ontology annotation, biological process: protein phosphorylation.